AGAUUUUGUUUGGAAACUUUUCUCAAGUAUGAUGAAAAUGAUCUCACAAAAUGGUGUCAACACAGCGCCUUUUGCUGGCUAAAGCUUGUUUUGCAGCGUGCAACUGACACGGUACACCAGUGAUGGCAAAUAAUUAGACAUUACAAUAACAUAUCGCAGUCGGUGGACAUGUUAUGGCUUCUUCACGCGGAUGGCUCUACCUGACUAUGUUGUUUGCAAUAUAUUUUAUAUGUUUUUUAUUUUUAUUUUUUUUGCUAUUGAGCCACAGCUUGUUCCCACCUCCUACUUUGUACGUAAGGCGCUGCGUCAGCCGCGCGUAAAGUUGUGUUGACAGGGGCGGCAGCGGCAGGAGUUGUCAGCGGAACCAGCCUCACCGGAGCCGAAUGGCGUAAUCUCAAAGCUAUAAUUCUACACGGCGCCUGCGUUAUUGCUGCCAAGCGUUUUUUUGUAUUCUCCAAGGAACAACAAUGGCAGAUGAGCAGCCCUCUCAGUCCUGGUCAAUCGACAGGGAUGACUAUGAACUCAAUGAGGUGAUAGGGAGUGGAGCCACUGCAGUUGUUCAAGCAGCAUACUGUAAGCCGAGGAAGGAGAAGGUGGCUAUCAAACGCAUCAACCUGGAAAAGUGUCAAACUAGCAUGGAUGAGCUUCUGAAAGAGAUUCAGGCCAUGAGCCAGUGCCACCAUCCAAACAUUGUGUCUUAUUAUACCUCCUUUGUGGUGAAGGAUGAGCUGUGGCUGGUCAUGAAGCUGCUCAGUGGUGGCUCAGUGUUGGACAUAAUCAAACAUAUCAUCUCACGUGGUGACCACAAGAACGGAGUGUUGGACGAGGCCAGCAUCGCCACCAUCCUGAAGGAGGUCCUGGAGGGGCUGGAGUACCUUCACAAAAAUGGGCAGAUCCAUCGGUGUUGAUGCUGACUCUGCAGAACGACCCCCCGACGCUGGAGACGGGUGUCACAGAUAAGGAAAUGGUGAAGAAAUAUGGCAAGUCAUUCAGGAAGAUGCUGUCCUUGUGUUUACAGAAAGAUCCCGAGAAAAGGCCAACUGCUGCUGAGCUGCUGAAGCACAAGUUCUUCACAAAAGCCAAGAACAACGAGUACUUGGAGGAGAAGCUCUUAAUGAAAGGUCCCACAAUAUCAGAUCGCUCUAAAAAGGUGCGCCGUGUGCCUGGCUCAAGCGGCCGUCUCCACAAGACUGAAGACGGCGGGUGGGAGUGGAGCGAUGAUGAGCUGGAUGAGGAGAGCGAGGAGGGAAAAGCCGCUGUGGCAGCUCUGAGGUCUCCCAGGGUGAAGGACGGGUCCCAGAAUAUGGAGCUUUUCCCACCUGCGGACAGCUCUGCAUCACACCUGCAGCCUCCGGGUGGCGCACAGGAGAAGCCUGCCAGUGUGGGUCCCACGGGAGACGAAGCUCCGCCUCCUGCUGCCGCUCAGACGGCCAGUCCUUCACACGGGAUUACGGUUCAGGUUCCAGUUGCCACCUCCAGCGUUCCCAUCAGCCUCGUUCUUAGAUUGAGGAACCUGAAGAAGGAGCUCAAUGACAUCCGGUUUGAGUUCAUGCCAGGCCGAGACUCUGCUGAUGGAGUUUCUCAGGAGUUGGUCUCGGCUGGUCUGGUUGAUGGGAGGGACUUGGUCAUUGUUGCUGCCAAUUUGCAAAAGAUUGUUGAAGAUCCUCAAAGUAACAAAAAUCUCACGUUUAAACUGGCGUCUGGUGUGGAGGAGUCGGAGAUUCCUGAUGAUAAUAAACUGAUUGGAUUUGCGCAGCUCAGCAUCAGUUAGGUUGGGCAGAACUGGCAACAGAGAGUUACGGUAUUGCACAGCUGCAUUGUAGUCAACUUCAAGAAACCACUACUGCCAAAGAUGAUGAUGAUGAUGAUGAUGAUGAUGAUAAGACGUGAAGCUGGCAGAAGUGUGACGCUACUGCAGGAUGCACGAGGACCACACAGAGGGGUUCAGUUCAUCACGGGAAUCACACUUGAAAUGUUUACAGUGCGCUUAAACAGUAAAUGAGAGAAGAAAUGCAAUCAAUUAUAUUAACUCCUAAUUUCCUUCAGUUUGAAACUCCCUCCUCAGACACGAGCACAAUCCAAAACAUCUUGUAUUAGUAGUGGGAAUGAAUGCCUUUAUUUCUCUUUAUUCUUAAAAUCCGCUGUGCCACAAAACUGAAAAGUGUCAUGCCACCUAACCAGGGCGCUUCCUGCUGCGCUGAAACUGACGAGUGGAAGUUCAGCCUUAGUUUUAAAAGACCUCCAGUGUGUUCCAGUGUGUUUGGUUUAAAGUUCAAAUGGGUCUGAAUCCCAUCGAGAUGAUCCCUCCCACGUAUUCCGAUACGACCUCUGAACACACUGAAGCACUCUUUUCUCUUGUAAUUUUCUAAAACUCAGAUUCAAGUUGGUCCAAAAAACAAAAAACUGAAAUCCUUUUCACAUAUUUAAGGCAGCCCGAGGAAUUCUGCCAGUGUUAUAAAUGUAGAUUUGUUUUCUAAACCAUAAGAGUUUUAGCUCUAAAGCAGCGUUGUCUCGAUUUAAAACAAAAACACGCCGUCAUAUGUCGUGGUGUAGUAAAGACGGGUUUAUUUCCACCCCCUGACACCUGUCUGAUCUCCUACUAUGCAAUAGUGCUGUUCACGUUGUCGUGUGUGAGCACCAGUUGCUGUUGAUGCUUGUUUAGUUUAGCAUAAAACUGCUUUUUGUCUGUGCGCCUCAAAGGGAGUUCAUAACCAGAACCUUCUAACAUCACAAAACUAAAUCCUGAGUCAGUCGGACGCUGAUGAGGUGCUUUGUGUUGCGUGCUGGCUGCCGGUGAACUUCUGUGGAGGUAUGCAUGCUCAGAAACUUCCUAUGUUCCUCCAAAGUGUAAUAAAGCUUACCGGGACCGUUCUCUCAAAUAGCUGUUCAGGUUUCGUUUUGGCUCGCAGGUCUUUUGGUGUCGCGUUUAAAAGUUAGCAUAACAGCUCUGAGAUUUAGCUACCGCAACGACACGAUGAACACAAACGUGUCCAGCCCUGGUUGUGGGCGGUGUUUUGUUUUUGUCCACGACUGAAAUGCCAUGAAAUCUGCUCGACUUUUACUGGUAUUCAGUGUCUAUUUAAAAUAACUUGAUGCGUGCGACAUCGGCACCGGACGUGUGGUUUCAGGGAAAGAGAUUACUAACAUUUUUUUAAAUGUUCUCAAUUUUUCAAUUGCCAAAAUGUCUAAACGGAUCGUUUUGGUUCCAAAAAAUGGUGAAAGUCUGAACUCUGGUCCAUUGAAUUCCCCCAAAUCUUGAAGUUGUUGGUUUCAUUCAGUGCCUUUGCAUAGCUUUUGAUUUAUUGUGAGGAAGUGUGCACCGAUCAGUUGGGUUGAAUUUUUUUUUUAGCCUUGUUGGCAUGGCGACAUGCUAGGAUGAGCAGGAGUUUAACCCCAAAACGUCCCAUUUACCUUUUCCAUUAAAUUAAACGUUGUUUAAACCAAUCAGUGCUGUCUGCAUGGGCAACGAUGGGCAAAAUCACACACAAAACACCUUUUAUGUAACUUUGACUGUAAUGUUUUUAUUUUUAUUAACACACCAUGAAAUCACCAUCACCACUCCCAGCAUGUCUUUUUUUUUUUCGUACCCUGUGCAAAGGGCCGUGACCCGGCCCCUAGUUCGGGCACUGAUGUAAGUGGUAAUGAUGUAGUAAAUGUACAUACGAAGGCACCCCCACACCAGGUUUGUCGGUAACGGCCGACGCUUCGACCGUUUUAAUUGUUGCAGAGUUGACAUUUCACUUGUACAUAUCAAAACCGUGGAUUCAGUUUGAGAUCACAACAUUUGGUUGGUUUGUGGUGUUUUCCACUCCUGGCCUUUCAACAGCCUGAGCACACACACACUCUCAGGUCAGGCUGCACCUCGUAGAAAUGUGAACUUCUGCAGUUUGAAUUUACAUGAAGCUGUAAUCACUGCAUUGUUUUUUUCUCUGAAACCAGUUCAAGGAGACCGUUUCACAAGACUGAUGAGAGGAUGUAAUAAUGGAGUUUUGAGGAUUUAAUGCUCCUCUCUUUGGUCAACAACUUGCCGCUGCCUCUACACAAGGUCUCUGAGUGAUGAUUAUCUUAGAUUGGCAAGGGUUUGUUUCUGUUUUAAGGCAUUUCCAAUUAAAGUGUUGAAAUUGAUGUUUAAUCGGUAAAUGAGAACAACCAGACACAAUUUAAAGCAGAGUACUUGCGUUAACGUGUAAGGAGAUUCUUAAAUGAUUAUCUACAUUGUUCACAUGAAGCUGAUUUGUAGUCUUUGAAUAAAGUCAGAUGAUGGGAUGAAA
Messenger RNA from Nothobranchius furzeri (turquoise killifish), 4271 nucleotides. NCBI's taxonomy places the organism in Eukaryota, Metazoa, Chordata, Actinopteri, Cyprinodontiformes, Nothobranchiidae. The record is from RefSeq and is a predicted model, not a curated record.